AUGUUGUUGACACAUUCUGACACUGUCGGAGCCGCAGCCGUUUGUUUGGAUCGCUCUUGGCAUCUUGCAUCCAUCCGCCGUCUGUACGACUCCACGAUGAACACGACGGCCUUCGAUGUCGAGAGUCUCAGCCCAGGCUACCCUCCUGACAGCCCUCCAGUGCCGCGAUUCUUCAAGUCCAAGGAUUCGAAGAUCGUGAAGCCGGUGAAGAGGGAGGAGACGCUCGAGUCCGUCAGCCAAGGCAGUACAGCCGCGAGUCGAGGAUUCUUCGCCAACUACUCGGACGAUGAGAAUUCCGAGCCGGAUUUCGGCUUGAAUGGCAUGAGCUUGCGUGGCACACGCGCGGCCAGACCCGGCGUGGAAUCCCAGUAUUUGGAAGUGAAUCCCGUGCAAGCGCGCUUUCAUGGCGAGAAUGCCAGCUGCGAUGUUGAGUUCUCAGGCGAUGUUUCGGGCUCCGCAGGAGCCAAGCGAUCUCGGUCGAUCUUGGCCAGCAGCUCCCCCGGGCCAGAGCUUCCAGCCGCUCCAGCAGAAUUCGCGGUCCAGAAGGGCAUCAAUCAGGAGUUGCUCGCCGCCUCUGCCACCGAAGACGAGGGUUGUGCUUUGCAGGUCCUCGCCGUUGCCUCCAAGUAUGUGGACCAGAUGAACGGCGUUAACCUGUCGACGGCCAUCCAUCGCAUCGCCCGCGCCUGCCAGCGCUUUAAGAACUCCGCCGACCAGGUCAGAAAGGCGCCAAGCUUCGUGUCCCUCGUCGUGGCGGCCGAGCGCAUGGUCCUACAGGAGCUGGAGCAUCGGGAUUCGCAGAUGCCAGUGAAGUGCUGCACCAUCAUCGCUUGGUCCUGCGCCAGCCUCCGUGUCUUCCGGAAUUCUCUUUUCAAGGCCCUAGCUCGGCUGGCAACAGUGUCCCUCGAGCAGUGCCAGUCCUACGAGAUGACGAAUAUCAUGUGGGCGUUUGGGGAGCUCUGCAAGAGCCGUCGGCAGCUGAGCAAAGAUUUGAAGGAAGACCUCCGCAACCUCUUGGAGGCGACCUGCAGUGUCUUCAUCGCCAGGCCCAUUGGCUGGAAGCUCCAGGUGCUCAUGUCUGCGCUCGUUUCCUUGACCAUCCUCCCUUGGCAGCCCUGCAGCCAGCUCCUCUUCACAGACAUCGCCAAAGAGGUGGCCGGUCGCCAGCAGGAGCUUGCCAAUGAGAAGACGAAGCCACUGGCCAUGGCCUUCCAUGAGCUCCGUACCAAGAAGCCCCAGGCCUUCAAGGAGAUCAUGCUGGCCCUGCAGGACUUCCCCGACUUCGUCGCACACCCCUCGCUGCGGGGCAACCGCACGUGA
Symbiodinium sp. CCMP2456 is the source of this 1320-nucleotide messenger RNA. The record is from the annotation of a GenBank genome assembly. NCBI's taxonomy places the organism in Eukaryota, Dinophyceae, Suessiales, Symbiodiniaceae.